Molecule: messenger RNA, 723 nt
Organism: Adineta steineri
Lineage: Eukaryota; Metazoa; Rotifera; Eurotatoria; Adinetida; Adinetidae
Source: the annotation of a GenBank genome assembly
AUGGCUGAACCAGUAACUCCAUCUUAUGGGUCCAAUCCCUAUUAUACUAAUGAUCGUGAUUUUGGUGAUUUUUCUGAUCAUGUUACUGUUUGGAUAGAUAAACAUAUUGGUGCUGAAAAUACUUAUGAAAGUAUUAAAACAAAAUUUCAUGAUAAUAUUCAAGUUCUUCAAUCAAAUAAUCCAGCUGAACAUGAAAUAGAUGAUGAAAGUAUGCUCUAUGCUGAUCAAGAUAUGUUAAAAAAAUUAAGUGAUCAAGUUUAUUGUUUAAAAUAUUUUUCUACACCGAAACAAGGUUUACAAUAUAUUCAUAGUAAUCCACAUAAAAAAAUUUUCUUCAUUUCAUCUGGAACUAUUGGAGAAGAAGUUGUACCGCAAUUAGUUGGCUUAUCACAAAUUCAAGGUAUUUAUAUUUUUUGUGGUUUUAUUUCCAAACAUGCUGAAUGGGCAAUUGAUUAUGCUGAGAAUAUAUCAGCAAUGCUUGAACAUCAAGAUGAUUUAUUAGAACGUUUAACACGAGAUAUUGCAUUAUAUGUCGAAACAAAAGGUGAUCAACAUAAAGAAAAACAAGAAUUAUUAAAAGCACGAAAUUGUUAUGCAUGGGCAAUAAAAUUAUUAAACAGAGGAAAAAUGUUGGGUGAUAAUGGUACAGCUAAAUUAAUCGACAGAAUUACAAAGAAGUUAGACGAAGCACAUUCAUCAACAAUAUGUCCCAGUGAAGGUUAA